AUGCCAGGUUACUCCCCCACACACUCCACCCCCACCUCUGGGCGCCUGGUGUCGACACCGAGAGUGAAAGACACUGAGUUUCGACGUGUGCAUUCCUCCAGGUCUCUCCUCGCGCCACAGCGCUCCGCGCUGGAAGCUGCCCAGGCGCAGGGAAACGCCAUGAAGGUGUAUGUGCGUGUUCGGCCAUUUAGUGAGCGGGAGUUGUCCUUGAACCUGCCACAACACAGUACGGUACGAAUUGAUGUUGACAACCCAUGCUUCAUUACGUUGUUGGACCCCCAGAAGGAUUUUAGACCUCGCGAAACGUUUAGCUUCACGCGUUGUUUUUGGUCUGUUUUGGAGCAAGGCUACGGCGACGGCGGCAAAGGCAUGAGCGCUGAAGAAAUACGUGGGUCUAUUGACACGUUUGUCAAUCGCCCCGCCUCCGCCCGGGGCAAUCGGAGUCGGGCAAACAUGAAUGCGAGCACCUCUAACAUCAGCGUUGCCUCUGCCCGCGGACGCCCAGCGGCUGAGUCUUCCAUCUCGUUUGAGGGUGCAGGGUCAAGAGCGGGGAUUGUUGCAAGGGCUGUAGUUGUCCACCCACCCUACAGUUCGCAGGAGGAUGUUUACAAUGCGGUUGGGCGCCCGGUGUUGGAGAAUAGCUUGGAGGGCUACAAUGGGUGCGUCUUUGCGUACGGGCAGACUGGCAGUGGGAAGACGUUCUCCAUGUUUGGCUACUUUCCAAUGAAGACUGACUUUACUGCUGGUGGUAGGCGGCAGAGUUUUGCGAACGACGACGACGACGACGAGGACGAGUGUGAGGGCUCUAAGCUGUCUAUUAGUACGGUGUCUCCCGCGCGCUUUACUCGCAUAACUGCGCUCAGCAGCCAGAGCAGCCAAAAGGAACUUUGUCCCCUGCAGCUGAGCACCCAAGGAAACACGGAGCGUCAGAUUGUCGACGUCGUUGACACGACGCAGCUGAACCCUAAUGAGCUGCAGGGCAUCAUUCCCCGCAUCAUGUCAGACCUCUUUAAAGGAUUGCACGAGAAAAGGGAUAGGGACCCUUCACACUCGUACCGGGUUGAGUUGGAGUAUUAUGAGAUCUACAAUGAAAAGGUGUUUGAUUUGUUUCGUCCGCAAAAAGACGCCGAUUUAAGGAUUCGCCACAACCCUGUCACUGGACCAUACGUGGAGGGACUCACCUCGAUGGUGGUUAACAACGAGGCACAAAUUGCAAAGUUGAUUCGUAAAGGAAGCAUGGAAAGACGCACGGCGGCCACAAAGGUCAAUGAUCGCAGCAGCCGCAGUCAUGCCAUUAUUACGUUGAAUAUUAUGCAGCUGUACCUUGACAAGGGCGAUAACACCUGCAAUCAGCAAAGCAAGUUGAACCUCGUGGACCUCGCCGGCUCCGAGCGCACCGGCGCCGUUGGCGCGGAGGGCCAGCAAUUCCUGGAGGGCACCAAGAUUAAUUUCUCCCUCACAACCUUGGGACGUGUCAUUGACUGUCUGGCAGAUCUCUCGCAGUCCAAGUCGCUCUCUGUGCCCGUGCCCUACCGCGACUCCAACCUCACGUGGCUACUGAUGGACUCGCUUGGAGGAAACAGCAAGACCUCCAUGUUGGCCACCAUCUCACCUCACUGUGUGAAUUUUGAGGAAAUGCGACAGACCAUACGCUACGCCUCGCGCGCAAAACAAAUUGUCAACAAGGCAGUUAUCAAUGAAGACCCACAAGUGCGUCAAAUCCGUCUCUUGACGGCCGAAGUAGAGCGUCUAAAAAAGACUAUACGCGAGGCUGGACUCAAUGAAUUUAGCCGUGACUACGUCGUGGAGUUGCAGCAUCGUAAUGCCUAUUUGGAGAAACGCUGCCAGGACCAGGAAAAGACAAUUGUGGAGCUUCAGGCUGAAAUUGAAGAGUAUGGACUUAGUGCCCGAAUGGAGAAUCCGAGUGCAGGCUCAGCUAGGCGCCAACGCCCCAGUCACGUGUCAGAAACGGGUUCUCGCCGACGUUCGAGCUGCUUUGAGGACGACGGAAAUGCACUGCUGCUCAGGACACGGCAUGCCGACGCCGAAGACGCUCGUCCCCGAGCCAAUGAGGGGGAACAAAAUAAACGAUCUGGCACUUCCAGCAACACGGCUCAAUUGGAAGAGCUGAAUAUCCGUAUUCAAAAUCUCAAGAAGGAGGUGAAUAAACAGCAGAAAGUUAUUGUAAAUCAGCAGCAGCAACUGGAACUUUACUCCUUCUUUUAUGCCGACUGGGCGUCGGACCUUAUGUACACCGUGAUGGUGCAAAAGGAGGAGGAGUUCAUACGGCGUGUGACUCGCUCUGUUAUUGACAAAAGCGCCCACCUGAGCAUGGACGUGCGCCGUCUUCAGGAGUCGCAUCGGAACGAAAUUGAACAAACGAGGAGGCAGCAUGCGGACGAGGUGGAGGAGUUGCAAAAGUUGUCCGCGGCUCGACUAAAGGAGUCCAUUGAGAAGAGCAAUGAAUUGUACCAGCAGCUCAUUGACAAGCAUGUGGACAAGUUAAACUACGUAGAGGAACGGAUGAAGAAGAACAAGGAGAACUACGAAUCUGAACGGAAAAAACUCGCGGAAGAGAAAGGGGAGGUGCGUGCGAGCUACGAAGAACAGCUGCAAAAGACGCGCUCUCAACAUCAGCAGGAAACAAGACGGUUACGUGACCAGUUGAGCUCCAGCACAUCGGAUUCCAAACGCUUAGAGGAAACCGUCAAGCGUUUACAGGAGAACCAUGAGAGGGAGUUGACACGGCGACAGGAGGAAAUGGACCGCUACCGCCGGGAAAAGGAGCAGGAUAUUUCUCGACUGAAGCAGCAAAUUGGCAAUGAGUCCCAACGGCAAGAAAGUGACAUGGCUGAGAAGGAGAGGCAACGCCGUUUAUUGGAACGUGAGGUAACUGAUUUGCGGAGAGACUUGCUCAAGGCGCAGGCAGAGCGGAAUCGCAUGGAGUACCAGCAUCAAACAGAGAUGCAAAACCUUGCCCAAGAGCAGGAGCGGCUUGUGACUGUUAGUAAUGGUUUGCUUUGUGACUGGGACAACCGUUCCUCUGCGAUAGACGCCUCCUUUGCUCAGCUGCGGACAUUGGUCCAAGGUAAGGACUACAUGAGCUUCCGAAGCCGUCUCCGCGACACGACUGGGGAGCGAAAGGACUAUACCGCGUUGCUUGAGGCUGUGGAGGAGCGGAAGCAACGUGACACGCAGCGUUUCCGGGAGAUUGUGCAGCAGCUGAAGCAGACGCAAGAGGACAGCAACGCGAGCCUCCAGCGUUUUAGGGAGGACGUUCAGAAUGAACUUGUCCACACAAAUAGGCUACGCAGUAAUAAUGUUGGUAAGAAUAAUACUAGUAGCAAUGAUACUGUUGGUGUUGUCGAUAAAAAAGGCUCCGGCACGGGCAGGGCAAAGGCGACAACUACCGCUGACUCCGCCGCAAAUGUGCGGAAGCAGGAGCGCUCGUCAGUGGCGCAAAAAGGAGCACCAAAGUAG
Molecule: messenger RNA, 3480 nt
Organism: Trypanosoma conorhini
Lineage: Eukaryota; Euglenozoa; Kinetoplastea; Trypanosomatida; Trypanosomatidae
Product: putative kinesin
Exons: 1
Coding region: 1-3480 (1159 amino acids)
Biological process (GO): microtubule-based movement; mitotic spindle organization
Molecular function (GO): ATP binding; microtubule motor activity; microtubule binding
Source: RefSeq, a predicted model, not a curated record